AUGCAUGGCAGACGACGCGACCAGCUACCUGUUCUCUCUGCAGAGAAGCAGGAAGAACAACGCAAUAAAAUCCGCUUGGCCUUUGCUUUGCUGCAGCGCCUCCUCACGCAGCGCUCUUCAGGUGUACAUUCACCUGAAAUUCUUCAAGCCACCCGCAAACUCAUUGAAUUUCACCCGGAACUCGCCACUGUUUGGAACUACAGAAAAGAAGUACUCAACAAACUCCUCUCUCAACAGCAGCAGCAGCAGCAGGAACAGCAGCUGCAGCAACAGCAGCAGCAGCAGCAGGGGCAUACAUCCAAGACCUCAGAUUCCAACAACAGCAACCCUGGCAGCCCCAGCAGCACCAGCACGAGCAGCAGCAACAGCACGAGCAGCAGCAGCAGCAGCAGCAACAGCAGCAACAACAGCACAGAUUUGACUGAGAAUGCAUCAUUGUGUGCGUUGCUUCAAGAGGAGCUGCAGCUGACGACAUCGUUGGUUGCGAGGGGCAACAGCAAAUCAUAUUGUCUCUGGCUGCACCGCAGCUGGGCGUUGGGUAGACUGCUGCAACUGCAGCUGCAGCCGCUGCUGCAGUACCUCAAGGCAGAACAAACCCUCCCCCUUAAACACAAACCCAAGCAGCAGCAAGAGCAGCAGCAGCAGCAGCAAGAAGAGCAACAGCAGCAGGAGCAGGAGGAAGCAGCAGCAGCAGCAGCAGUUGUGGAGGGUUUAUCUUUGCUGCAGUCGGAGCUAAAUGCUUGUGAUUUGCUGCUGCAGCAGCAAGACAACCGCAACUUUCACUGCUGGCAGCACAGAACGAUGAUAUUUAUCUGGGAAUCAGCGCUGGAGGCUCUCAACGCUAAACUCUUCAAUAAAGCCCCGAAGCAGCAAAAUGCAUGCAGGUUUGUACACCGACCCGACGGAUCAGAGUUUAUGGGUGGCGUAUUGGCGUUUGCUGCAGCAGCAGCGGAGUGCGGGGGCUUCUUCUCUUUUAUCUACACCUCAACUCAACUUCAACUUGAAGGCAAAUGGAAGCCACUCGGCUCGCUGCAUUUAACGCACAGCAGCAGCAGCAGCCCAAGGCUGGCGAAGGUGGAGGGCCCUCCUCUGUCUCCCGUAUGGCAAUUUGAGUUGCGCUCUCCUCUAUCUCUUGAUGCUGCAGCAGCACCGGCAGCAACAGCAGCAGCAACACCGCCUGCUGCAUGCAGCAUUUGUCUACGAGCGCAUUUGGCGGUGACAGCGCAGGGGGGGCCCUCAGCAAACAUCAGCGAAGACGUCGACGAAUUUUACCUCCACCGUCUGUACACCGCAGCACCCAAACUACGCGCGAUCCUGAAACAGCCAGCAGCAGCAGCAACAGCAGCAGCAGCAGCAGGUGCUGCUGCUGCUGCUGUGGAGUCGGGUUCAAACGAUGCAGCCAAAGCUGCAGAUGAAGAGGGAAAAGAAGAGACAAAAGAAAUCUUGCAGCAGCCUCCGCUCUCAUGGCUUUGCUACACCAUAACCCCCAGCACCAACAGCAGCAGCGGCAGUAGCAGAAUUUCUCUCCGUGCAGCAGAAGCAGCCACGAGCUAUCCCUGGGCUAUCUCUGGUGCGGUGUACUCUCGCGGCAGCAGCUGCUGCUGCUGCAGUCCCGCUGCAGCCGCUGCAUGCAACCAAGCGCCCCUGCCUUCAACAGAAGCUGCAGCAGAUGCUGCUGCUUCUACUGCCACAUCUGAGUCUGCCUCUUCAGCAGAGGCUGGUGCUGCUGCAGCAGCAGCUCUGGCUGAGUCUGCUGCUGCAGUAGAGGCUGCAGCAGCAGCAGGGGCGAAGCUGCCGCCCCACCUGAGUCGAAGUAUGGCGGAGGAAGAAUUGCAGCGAGUUGAAGAAUUCGUGCAAGAAGAACCCAAAUGCUACAACGCAUACUUGGCUAGGUCGCGGCUGCUGCGGGCGCUGCGGCCUCACGAUUUUGCUGCACUGAGGGAAUGCGUCAACCAACUGAAGGAAUGCGACGAAAUAAACCCCGCGGUGUACAAACACGAGGAGGAAAACUGCUUUGUGCGGCAACGGGUGUUUGAGUGUCUCUUGAGGGGCGAUAGCGGCGGAGAAGAAGCAAAGGAGAAAGAAGAAACAGACAAUAGCGAAGAAACCAGCAAGAGAGAAGAAACAAACGAGAGCGAAGAAACAAAGGCAGAGGAGACAAGUGAAGGGCCUUUAAACUUCGCAAAUGCCCAGGGGAAUAAUAUAGAGGAGACAAAUGCAAAAAAACAAAAUAUAAUGGAGACGAAUGUAAAGAAAACAAACUUUAAAAAGACAGAUGUACAAUUAUCUGAAGGGGGAAUCGAACGCCUGGCGUAUCCUUUGCUGCUGGAGGCAACGAAUGCAGAGAGACUUUUCUUGUCUUUUACAAAGAUCAGCGACGCGCUUAACGCCGCGUGCACAAAACUUCGUCCAGUGGAAGAAGACGAGGCAUUGGAGGAUACAAACCUGAAGGCAGCCAUUUGCAAUUCAGCUCUCAAGUGUAUUGAUAUCUCAUGCACACCCCUAGCAGCCUCUCUGUCUCCCAGCACUUCGAUUUGCUGCCACUUUCGCCCGAACUUCCAGAAAAGCCAGGAGGGGCUACGCUGUGUGCUGAUUAGAGAGGAAGGCGAGGCAAGUAGGCGCGAUCAUGGAGAUAGAGAGGAAAUGUGCGGUGUGUAG
Eimeria acervulina is the source of this 2658-nucleotide messenger RNA. RefSeq lists its product as hypothetical. Gene Ontology annotation, biological process: protein geranylgeranylation. Gene Ontology annotation, molecular function: Rab geranylgeranyltransferase activity. NCBI's taxonomy places the organism in Eukaryota, Apicomplexa, Conoidasida, Eucoccidiorida, Eimeriidae. Gene Ontology annotation, cellular component: cytoplasm; Rab-protein geranylgeranyltransferase complex. The record is from RefSeq and is a predicted model, not a curated record. The transcript has 8 exons. The coding region runs from base 1 to 2658 and encodes 885 amino acids.